UAAAACAAAUACAUUUACUGAUCUAUUAACAAAUGAACCAUUUACACGUGAUGAUAUAAUUACAAUUCAAGAUCCAAAAAAUUUAGAUAAAUUUAAUAUUCAAAAAUUUGCACACUUAAAAAAUGAAUGGAAAUUAGAUGACGAAGACGAAAAAGCACGUCGAACAGAUCCAAAUUAUUUUCUUAAAUCGAUUAAUCACGAAACAGCUGCAACACUUGAUCCCAUUAGGAGCUGCGACAGACAACCGCUACAACCGCGCAGGUUUGACCGGCCGCGGGGGCCUAGGAUGACCUUGCGGACGGGCGCGUCCGUCCGUCCCCCCGC
Molecule: messenger RNA, 324 nt
Organism: Adineta ricciae
Lineage: Eukaryota; Metazoa; Rotifera; Eurotatoria; Adinetida; Adinetidae
Source: the annotation of a GenBank genome assembly